Molecule: messenger RNA, 510 nt
Organism: Sorghum bicolor (sorghum)
Lineage: Eukaryota; Viridiplantae; Streptophyta; Magnoliopsida; Poales; Poaceae
Exons: 2
Coding region: 1-510 (169 amino acids)
Source: RefSeq, a predicted model, not a curated record
AUGGCGUCCGAGCGGGCCACAGUCCCCCCGGAUGUUUUCGUCAGCGACCUCUUCAAGCCUUCUGUCGAUUACAAAGAUGACGUAGGGUCGGAUCCACCCCCAAACGAACCGAACCCCAACCCCAGCGACUCCGCCGUUCCGGAGCAGGAGGCCAUGGACAUCGAGCCCGAGCCCCCUGCACCUGACGACUCGCCAGACUGGCGCUACCCCUUGCUGCAACGCCUCGUCGAUGGUACUCUACCUCUAGACCAGGCUGAGGCAAGGCGUGUGGCUCGUCGGGUCAAGACUUUUGUCCUCCUCGACGGGGAAAUGUAUAAGCGUAGCCCCACCGGCAUCCUUAUGCGUUGCAUCCCACGUCAGGAGGGUAUCAAGCUCCUGCAGGACAUACACUUGGGGGCUUGUGGCCACCACGCCGCGGCUCGAACGCUGGUAGGAAACGCCUUCCGACAAGGUUUCUACUGGCCCAUCGCCGUGGCCGACGCCACGGAGAUCAGCCCCGGACCUGCCUAG